AUGCGCUUCACUUCUUUGACAGUCCUCCUGGUUUCCCUAGUCGCCAGUAUUCAUGCUGGGGUCGCGCCAAGAGAAGCGGACGGCGUCCUUGAGUCCAGAGAGGGAGACGGCGUUGCGCACGCCAUAAUAAAAACAUAUAAAGACAAAUCCUGCAAAGAACUUACCGAAGAAUAUGUCAUGGAAAUCCCAAGAAUUAUGAGGCAUGCGGUGAGGUUAGAUACCAAGGGGAUAAUUGCCAUCACGCCCUGCGACGUGGAAGUUGAGACCACCAAGGGAAAGCUUUCGAUCAAGGCACGCGACACAACGUGCCACCCUAUCGAAGAGGGCAGCGAGGCCGAAUUUGUCGUGGUCGACUGCUCGGGGAAGACUUGA
Messenger RNA from Metarhizium brunneum ARSEF 3297, 372 nucleotides. RefSeq lists its product as uncharacterized. Lineage: Eukaryota; Fungi; Ascomycota; Sordariomycetes; Hypocreales; Clavicipitaceae. The record is from RefSeq and is a predicted model, not a curated record.